UGGGCUUUUUUUUUCUUGGUCUUUUGUUUUCCCCGUUUUCGGUUUGCUGGUGAAACUGGCAGAACUGAAGUGAUUCCAGUCUUUGGGUUUCACAAUUGGAUUAUUGUGCGUGUGUGUAUACAAGCCGAGAUAUGGGAUAACUCUUGACCGGCUUUAUGUCAACAACUGUCCCGAUCUUGCGUUGAGUGAGACAAGGGGGCGGCGGGCAGGAGGCGUUGAGCUUGCUGAAACGCCCCCUUCUUCUGCGGGAGAAGCGAUACAACGCCGUGUUAUUUCGAGAGAUGUUGCUCUUGGGUUGUUUCUGUAACGAACCUGUUUCUCAAACCACAAAAACUGCGCGGGGCGCAUGGUGCACUUAACAUUUCCAUCCAUUAAGACAAACGUUUCCUGUUCCUGGAAAAGUCCCUUCUAGCCUGCCGAUCAUGAAGCUGAGCGACCCCUUUCGUCUAGCCAUCGCGCUAUCGUCUGUUCUCUGCGCAUGUGUCAUCCCGUGCUGGGGUCAACAAGGGACUUCCUCCCCAAAUGUCACAAAAGGACAGCUUUGUCAGUUCACCGUGUCUGAUCAGGUGGGAAGGAUCGUGGUAACGUCUUCGUUUUUUACUUCCUAUACUUCCUGCCAAUGGCAGAUACAAGGAGAAGGUGCUGAUUCCGUCACUGUAUUUUUACAUAAAUUUUGCCUUCAAACGGCUGCUCAAAACGUCGACAACGAUCCGCAACAGCAGAACCAGCCAGGGGAUUUUGAAGUAUCUAUGUAUCGCACGGAGAACAGAGACCCGUCUGAUCUCCUCUACACUUGGAGGAGCAGUGAGGAAGAAGUCACUCUGUCGUUCUCCCUUGAGUCUCUCUUUUUGACUGUCCAGCCUUCGGACGAGACAGGAGAAUACCAGGAUGUGGAGAACAGCGCUUUUCGCAUAGACUAUAUCACCUGGAGUACCGUAAACAGUUCAGUCGGGUGUGAGCCCAACACCUUCAACGUUCCAGAACAUGGAACUCUUCAGGUAAUUAACACCACCCUAGGAUCCGAAGCAGAAGUAAUGUGCUCUGAGGGUUAUCUCCCUCAGGGCGUGACGUCGUCACUGGUGUGUGUGGUCUCCGAAGACAGCACACUGUCAUGGCAACCACGCACACGCGAGCAAAACUUCACGUGCGAAUCUGUCUGCCUCCACCCUCCCGCCGUCCCACACACCCGAGUCCGUCUCGUGCUUGACGAGUACACAGAGUUCACGAGGACUCCUGAGCGGUUGAUUCCGCGGCACACCGUAAGGUCAACUGGUUACGUCAGUUGUGAGGAGCCUUAUCUCCUGACGGGCGCCACUGUAUGGAAUUGUUCCCGGGACGUGCAGGGAGUUCCAACAUGGCAUAAUGCAAACGCGACUGCCUGCAUCAUCCCGGACUGUUCUUCUACAACGACUUUGACCGAGGAAUCGGGCGCCAUUGUAAACCCUUCUUUCCCGAGUGACGUUUUCGGGGGGGAUGGAGUCACGUGUGCUUGGGAGGUUGUCGCUCCGAGCCAAGCCCAGAUCAGCUUUUACUUCCAGUACUUGGAUCUCCCAGAUGACCCAAGCAUUGACUUCCGGAUAACGGAUACUGGGGGACCCCGACCUGUGAGCUUGUUGCAUUUCCAGGGUCAAGGCUUGUCAGUAAAUGCGAGUAGCGUGACCAACAGAGUGCUGGUGACGUACACGAGGUCGGCGUCCGACUUGUCUGGUCACCGUGGCUUCUAUCUGAAAUACGUCACAAGAUCCGAUGUCAGUCUGAGACAGAACACUGAUGAUCAAGGGGACGAGGAUGUGAGCUAUGUAGUCAGUGCUGGUUCAAAUCAAGAAGAGCCCCCACCUGCACUCCUGGGCACCUUUGCACGUUCAUUAAACACAGGCACUUCUGCACCCAGCACUGAAAGCAACACUUUAGCAAAUGAACCUCAAACCCCAGCACCAAAUGUCGAGAACGAUACACCACAAAACACACCCCAAACCUCUAUAACUGAUAAAGCUACCACAGAAGCAGAGAGUUCCUCCACCCCAACACCAUCAACCAGUGACAUCACUUCUCUGCCCCCGACCACUCCCACCCCUGCACAACCAACCAGUGACAUCACUUCUCAGCCCCCGACCACUCCCACCCCAGCAACAUCAACCAGUGACAUCACUUCUCAGCCCCCGACCACUCCCACCCCAGCAACAUCAACCAGUGACAUCACUUCUCAGCCCCCGACCACUCCCACCCCAGCAACAUCAACCAGUGACAUCGCUUCUCAGCCCCCGACCACUCCCACCCCAGCCCCAUCAACUAGCGGCAUCCCUCCUCAGCCCAUGACCACUCCCACCAAUGUACCGAUGGUCAAAACGGACACUACAGUCACGCCUACAGGCCAUCCAACAACAUCAGAAAAUACGGGAGUUGUCUCUGGAGAAGUCACUCAAGCAACUGAGAGUUCAGGGGGCACUCUCAGGCCGAGUCCAUCUACGGGCAGCAUUUCAUCGUCCCCUGUGACCAGUGAAGCGCCACCAAAGCCGACCGUGCCGCCCACUGAAAGAGCUGGGAAUUCCACCCACGUACCACAGGCGGCCGAAGAAUCUAGCUCGUCGUGGAAAAUAGCCGUGGGCGUAAUCAUCCCCUUGUUGAUCAUUGGCGCGGUCGCCAUCGUUAUUUACAUUUGCUACCGUAAGAAGUACCCAGUGCGUAUGAUCAUUGGUCGAGAGUUUGGCAAAUUUAGCAACCCUCAGUACUCUACCCCCAAACGAGCUCCCACAUUGGUGCGUCCAGACGCGGAUGAUUAUUUUACCGCGAGUGGAGAAGAAUCAGGUGAGAUAACCGUAGAGUAUAACCCUGUGGACAAUAGAAUAACGUUUGAUAAUGCUGGGUUCGUCAAUGACGAAGAUGAGGAUGAAGAAGAGAAAGAGCGAAAGUUCCUAGCGAGGAAAUCCUGGCUUUUUAAGAAGGGCGAAGACGAGGUGAGGGAAGUCGACACCACCGACUCGGCGGACGGGACUCCAGGGAGAUCUGUGGAGCGGCGUCAGGGGAAAGGAACAGAAGACGUCGAGUCCACGGACACAGAUGUUUCUGAGAUGCUGGGGCAGCAACAGCUUACACCUAAACCAAAGCCAAGGAAUAAACAUAAGAGUAAGAACAGAGCUGCAGCUGAGAGUUCAGCAUCUUCGACAGGGACCCUAGAGGAAAAGAGCGGUAGUUUGCAAGACGCCAGGACAGUGAGCUUGAAGAACAAUCAAGACGACGGACAAGCUAGUGACGAGGAUCAAGUGGAGAGUAAUUUCGAGAAGACAUCCAGACUUCUGUUCGAGCAGCCAACCUUCGAGGAAGUGUGUGCAGAUAUCAAAGCACGGUCAAGGUCCAUGAGCGUUGACAGAGCUAUGGCCUUCACGGCCAGACCGCGGAGUUUCAGCGUGAAUCCGUCAAAGUCUGCAAGGAGGAACUCUCUGUUCGACGAAACAUUAUUUGAGGCACAGAAAAGAAAAACCAAACCUCCAAAGAAAAUGACGUCAGUGGAGAAUCUGCAUGAUUUUCCGGCUCUGACGGCUUCUGUUGUCGGGGUUGAUUACCGGGAUAAAACAGCUUCCAUGGCGUCCUUUGACUUCUCCUUGGGUGACGAUAAUGACGGUGUUCCCAGGAACAUCUCACCAGGGGACAGAGACCGCGGCGUGUCCUUGUCUUCCGCCAACAGCAACCCACACCUGGUCACUGACCUGGACGAUGACGACAGAAACACAGACCAGGAGGGUUCACAGAAGCACGUGAGUGACGAUGAAGAAUAUGAAGAGCAACACGAUGAGAAGAACAUUCUCAAUAAAGAACGUAGUGACUCAAAGUUGAACAUAGAAGAACGAUUUGCAAGGGCCACGGCCAUUCUAACCCGAUCCCGAGCUAAAAGCCUGGAUGAAGAAGGUCCAGGCGCAAAAGAACAAAACAAACGAUCCCAAAGCUUUAGCAAUUUUCUUGAUAGUACUGAUGCAGACAUAGACCACAUAGACAUGGCUGCAUUAAAGUCCAUUCAAGCUCCAAGUAAAAGCUCAGUUUUCGAUGACGACCCCGAUUUAUCUUCUCCUGUGGGAAGAGCUGGUACGACUUUCUACGACAAUGAACAGUCUACUUUCCCUACAAACGGACAACAAAGGACCGAAGCCAGUUUCUUCUCGCUCCAACUGCAGCCUUCUCUGGACGAGACCGAUUUGCCGUUUACAGAAAGUCAAGAUGUUCCCGUGCCAGGGAGUUAUGGGAGCGUCCCGUCGCCAGGGAGGAUACGAGUACUCACGUUCGGAGAGGUCGGACAGAGAGAGGAUGGUAAUCAAACUGAAGCUGAUGAUUCUACUGAUGGUGACAAAAGUGAUGACGAUGAUGUGAUAGGAGGGGACAAUAGCCAUGGAAGAAAACUGCGAUUCGUUCUUCCGAGCACAGAGGAGUUAGGGGGAGGCAGAGAUGACGAUGAUGAGGGUGCUGAGACUUCAGGUACAUCAAAUACUAACACCUCAGAUGAAAGCGAAAUAGAAGCAUCAUAUACCUUCGAGAAAUCCGAACCUCAGAUCCAGACUACAGGUCAGAAUCGAAAGUCAGAGGCUGAUAGCAGCACUAGCAAAAGCGGAAGUGAGUCAAGUUUUGAAGUUUUACCCCCAGAGAUGUCCAGAAAUCUGCAACUAUUCCCAUCUUCCUCGUCGACUGUAAGCAGCCCUAUUCCGCAGAUGUUUCCACGCGUGGACGAUCAGAGAGCCGAGGAAGGAGCGAGGCCGCGUCCAGUGAAGCUCAUGUCAGAGAGAACUUACUCGGACAGCUCCAGCGAGUCCACCGACCCUCAGGUCACAACACUCCAGCUCACCAAACCUGAAGAAUUGGACAUGGGAAACAUGCAGCCAAGGACUGUGUCUAAAAUACAUCCAAGUGUAGAACUCGACAAUAGUUUUAGCAUUAGCGAUGAUGAUGAUGAUGAUGACGACAAUGAGAACAAAGGACACAAGUUGACAGAUGACGACAUCUCUGAGGUCCUUGGGGACGGCAGCAGCACAAGUGACACCAGCAGUGAUACUGACGCAGCCCCAGGACGGAAGAGCAGAGCUUUGUACACUUUCAGGGAUGAGAACAGCGAGGAUGAGGACAUUGAUGUUUGAAAAACAUGAUAUUACAUAUGUGGAAAACAAUAUGUUUGUGAACCAUUAUGUUGGACUAACGACACCAAACAAACAAACAAAUAAACAAACAAACAAACAAACUAAAUGCGUUAUGAAGAGCUAGGUUUAGAUUAUUUUACAACUGAAAGAAAUUAUCAUUGUCGACGAUUGUGUAUCGGCGUUAAUAAAUGUAUUACAAGACAGAGUAUCAACAUGCUACCUUGUCCACUGAUUCUAUAGCCUCUUCACUCAACAUCCACAUUUCACAUAUCAAGAUUAUUUGUCGUUUUAACCUCUAUUUAAAACUGUAUGCACAAAACGCACAUCCUCAUGAAAACCCCCCAGCUCAUCUUGAAAAACAAAAAGGCACCAGUGUGUACUUAAUAUGAUGCCCAAGACCGUUGAGCUUGAAUUUAACCUUUUUCUAAACUUUGUCUACUAGCUCUGCCCCUCCCCCAAAGCAGAUGUAUUUUGUUAAAGCUGCUUACGUUUCAUAAGAAAUGAAAGAGGCAAAAGCUAUCACAUCUUCUCUAACACAAAGUAAAGUAGAACACCCUUUCAAUAAAUACUAUGCAGACUGUUUACUUUCCUGCUCGGGCUCAUAGAGGCGAUCGCGUUAAUCAUGAGCACCUGGAGACAAACUUGUUGCUCGAUGACAUCGCCUGAACCUUCAACUGCCUGACUGUGUAUCGGUUUCUUUUUCAAACUCAAAAGGAAGGAUAAUGAAAUGGUAAGCUGGAGAUGGAUAGUGCAUGAACCUCGAUCGUGACCUAUGCAUAUUAUGACACCAUAACCCAUGAGUGCGUGAAUCGACUAUUUAUUAUUAGUGCAAUCAUUUGUUGUUGUUGUUUUUUUUAAUUGCAAUCUUGGUUUGAGUGAGGAAAUGUAAAAAUAAUAGUAUGCAUGCCAGUGUGGGUGUGGAGGACCUCGAAAUCUUCACAAGAAAGGGAGAGAUGAUAAUAAUAAACAACGUGUUCACUUUGUAUUUAUAGUUGUAUUUGAUAUUCAUAUCGUUUGACCAAUCUCUUUCAAGCCGUGUUUUUCUCUGGACAACAACUCAAAUGGAAAGAAUAUUGUCAAUGUUUUACUUCAUACGUCUGCUUUAUUUUAUACUUUCUCGAUAGUGAAUACGACUGGAGUCCAAUAAAUGGUUCUGUGCUAGACUGCUGUGCAGGCUAUUCUGGGUCACAAAUCACUAACAGGGUAUUAUUUCAACUACAUUUGUUUGAGGUGUCUUUUCAGUUCUCCUGUCGGAGAUGGGCGUCAGUCACACUAUAGACCCUACCUUAAUUGAUAACUUCUUCAUGUUGAAAUACAUGCAAACCCGUUGCCUUCAUGCGGUAUUAUGAGUUGUUUCUGAAAGUCUGGAGCACUGAUUCAAAGAGGAAAUGUUUUGUUUCAGACAAAUCUUUUUUUAAAGCGGCACGUUGUUUUACUCUCGUUGUAAAGAUCUUCUGGAUUUGCACUACUGGUGACACAAGGGAUACAACGCAUAACGUUAGCAAGGUGUUCAGAUGGACUAAGCCCAAAAUUGAGAUUUUUUUUUAUGGCAGGCUUUUUAGUCCGUUAUAUUGGUUGUGUGUGCACAAACAUAUCAUGUCAAAAUUGGAAUUCUAAAUAUUGAAAAAGGCAAGAAAAGAUACACAAUGCCGUUACAAUUGUUUUAAACAUUGAAACACUUUGUCUAAAUUAAAAACAUGUUGGUUUCUGGGCUUAGCUCAUCUGAACGGCUUGCCAAAAAUGUAGCCAAUGUAAAAUGUGUUUAUUUAUAAUAAUGUGUCCGAAAGAUUUUCUACCACUUUUUAUGCAUUUGCAAUAAUAAUACAAUGUUACCCUGUGUGUAAAGAUCGUUGUAAUGCAACGCUAAUAUUUAAUAGUCACAAUCAAAGAGCAGUGCUGUGUUGAAUACAUUGGAAACUGAGAGACAUCUAGAAUGUUGGAGGUUUCUCCCAAUAUAAUUUAAACCUAAAAACGCCUUUUUGUGCCUCUUCUGGGUCUUGUGACUGAUAUGGCAUAUUUGUGCAAUAAAAAGAUAAAGAGAAAACAA
Aplysia californica (California sea hare) is the source of this 7164-nucleotide messenger RNA. RefSeq lists its product as uncharacterized. The record is from RefSeq and is a predicted model, not a curated record. NCBI's taxonomy places the organism in Eukaryota, Metazoa, Mollusca, Gastropoda, Aplysiida, Aplysiidae. The transcript has 6 exons. Bases 423 to 5117 code for a protein of 1564 amino acids.